GCUCCCGGCGCUCGGUCCGAUGAGGGAAGCUGGGGCAGGGACCCCGCUGCGGGGCCGGAGGUGUAGGCAGGCGCUCAGAUAGAUGCUUUCAAGUUGGCGGGCGGUGGGAUACAGGGGCUGCGCGCAGCUGCUGAGUGCGCGCCCGGAGCGAUUCGGGUCCCUGGUUCCCCCCAAACCUGGUACUCGGUGCGCGGGCAGGGUUGAGCAAGCCGCGAAGCGGAGCACUUUCCUCCGAGAAAGUUGAGGAUGGAGCCCUUAUUUUCUCACCGUGCCCGCGGUACGAUGGUCCUGAGAGUGGCGCCUGAAGCCCCCGGUGUGGAGGAGCUGAGUGGGUCGCGGCGCCCCUGGGCAGAGCUCCUCCACCCCCGGCUGAAAUCUAGGAAACACCCAGAUCUUCGCUUCCCUGGCGUCGUCUAGGAAAAUCAUUCCUGCCAAAACAGAGGAAACUUAUUGUGCACCCUCCUCCCUUGUUCUACAAUGAGUGCCAAGUCGACCAUCAGCAAGGAGAUUUUCGCACCUCUUGACGAAAGGAUGCUGGGAGCUGUCCAAGUCAAGAGGAGGACAAAGAAAAAGAUUCCUUUCUUGGCAACUGGGGGUCAAGGCGAAUACUUAACUUACAUCUGCCUGUCAGUGACAAACAAGAAACCUACACAGGCGUCCAUUACGAAGGUCAAACAGUUUGAAGGUUCCACGUCGUUCGUGCGGAGAUCACAGUGGAUGCUCGAGCAGCUUCGCCAGGUUAAUGGCAUCGAUCCUAAUCGGGAUUCUGCAGAGUUUGAUUUGUUGUUUGAAAAUGCUUUUGACCAGUGGGUAGCCAGCACAGCCUCAGAAAAAUGCACCUUCUUCCAGAUCCUCCACCACACCUGCCAGAGGUACCUCACGGACAGGAAGCCGGAGUUUAUUAACUGCCAAUCUAAAAUCAUGGGAGGAAACAGCAUCCUCCAUUCAGCGGCCGAUAGCGUGUCCAGUGCCGUGCAGAAAGCGAGCCAGGCCUUGAACGAGCGUGGGGAGCGGUUAGGCCGAGCAGAGGAGAAGACCGAGGACUUGAAGAACAGCGCCCAGCAGUUUGCAGAAACUGCACACAAGCUUGCCAUGAAGCACAAAUGUUGAGGAACUGCCUAUCCUGGUGAGCCUCUGAAGAGAAAUGGAAGAGUUUGUUUGCUCAGCAGUUUUUUCAAGAAUUCCGGACCUCCACUUGCUUCUUUUUUUCCAAUAAUAUGUGGACAUUUAGGGGUUUUGUUUUUCUUUUGAAGAUGUUAGUAUGAAAAAAGAUGUUAUGUUUAUAUAUUUCCCUCAUGAUCUUGCUAAAAAUGCUGCAAUAGCAAGAGUUUCAUUUUGGUUUUGCUUUUUUCCACUGUGUGUGUGUGUGUGUGUGUGUGUGUUUCCUUUUUUAAACUUUUUUUUAUGGUAGUUUGAAUGUGAAAUUUGGACAAACUGAUAUAUUGAGCUGGGUCUAAACUGACAUCAUGUAUUUUUUUCCCUGAUAUUAAACAGGAAGACAUUUUAAAAUGGUGACAUCAGAUGUUAUUGUUCCUGGAUGGAAAUAAAAAUCAAGCCAUGAUUGGUUUCACUCAGUCUCCUAGCUACUCUUAAUUCGAAGGUUAAGGUGCUAUAUCCUGAGAAAUAAAUCUGUAUUAUGAAAAACAAUUGGAUUUAUCAGGGGAAACAGCAGUCUUAGAUUUUGCUUUUUAUGUAAUAAUCUUUUGCAUGAGCCAUCACCAGCAUUCAAAAAAAACCAAAUCAGAAUCACAGAUAGAAAUCUCCUUUCUGAGGCACAGUUUAAAUACUUGGUUCUAGGCUGAUUAUUUGAAACUAUCAAAUGAAGGAUAAAAAUUUGAGGUUAAAGACCGAAGAAAAAACCUAUUUAAAAACCUCUGUGCAUUAUUUAUGGCUGGGUUUUUUUGUUUGUUGGUUGGUUUUUUGUCAUUGUCCCAAACUCCAGUAGCUGGUAUUGAAAAGAGCUUGGAUGUUUAUCAAGAAUUGAUUUGCCCAGAUAAAGGUCUAUGUAACUGAUAAUGUGAAAAGAUGUUACAUUUAAAAUGUUUUCUUUUUACAAAGUCAUGUCUAUCUUAAAGAUACCCUCACAAUGUCCUUGGGAAAUGGCCUUCAGUUUCCUGGUAUCUGAUUUUUGGAAGUGUUGAUGUUGUUAUUGCUACUUAUUUAAUGUAAUUUUCAGUAUGGGUUUCUAGACAAAUUGCAUUUCACGGCAAUUGCAGCUUGCCAGGUCUGACAUAAAACAGCACCAUCGUGAAGCCUGAAAGAAGUUGGUUCACACGUAUGAUUUUGAAUUACUUGAGGUAAUACUGGGUUCAGAGCCUGGGCGUCUGUUUCUUAGAGGGUUAAAAUGCCAAACAUGAAAGCCUUGCUUUGUCUUCCUGAAACAGGAGGCAAGCUGCACAUUCAGACACAUUGCCAGCCUCCCACUGCAACACAAUGAUUUUUAAGCUGCCUGAAUCUUCAGGACCCUUUCUGUCCCUUCCUAUCAUGGAGCCAAUUGAGUCCACAUGUAUUGUAGCCUCUUACAUAGCAGUAUAAGAUGACUUUUGGAUUAUUUAUGCUGAUUUCAAUAGCUUAAGUUCUCCUGAUAGAGAACUUCCCAGGGAGAUAGAACAUUGGGCUAUUGGAGAAAAGCAUUAUCUUAUACAGUAUGUGUCAAAAGGGAGAUGGGGUUUGCUGUAGACAGAUUUCUGAAUCCUCUUAGGGAGAUGAUCCAAUUCUAAAAAACUCUCUGUAAAAUUUAUAUUGUAAACUAUAGAAGUUUACUAUAAUAUUUUGUACUUUUCUUUUGGUGCCAAAAAUGUUUAACGAAAUAAGAAGUUUUCUAUCCGAGGAGUACCAUUAGAAGCAUUUAUAAUUUUUAAGAAAAGCCCAAAAUAUCACUCCAAAAAGAUUUUGCUUGCAGACCUCGUUUCAGACACACACGCAUAAUCAUUUUCCCAAAUUGGAUUCUAGCUUUAGAGGUAGAUAGUUGGUAUAAAUAAUUGAAAGGGUAAAUCUAAAACACCCUGACAAUAAGCCAAACUCAAAAAUACAAUUUGUUGCCAACUAACAACAGUGUUUGCGGAGCUGCUUCUGAAGUAGCAGAGGAUGAGGUCACAAGCAUAUUGUGAAAUUUGAGAUUCUUCCUUCCUGCUCAAAUUGUGAUAGCUACUCUUCAUAAAUAUAAGUAUUCCACAUCUUUCCCUUUCCUCACUCUCUGUUUAUCCUUUAGGCUUGUGUCUUAUUGGAAAUAGCCUGGAUUAGAAGAAGAGACCUAUCUGAAUUAGCUUUCUCUAUUGAUUUGCUUCUUGGCUGUGGCCAUGACCUUGACUUCCCAGUGUCAAAGUCAUAAGUAGGGCUCCAUCCCUCAGAGAGGCCAGAAGAACAAUCCUUGUCCCUCCUCAACCUCUUGAACUCUUGCACAGGAGCCCUGUGAUGACACAUAUUCUUUUGUAGAAGGUGCUGUAAUACAAAGUAUUAAUAAAAUCUAACCUAGAGAAAA
Molecule: messenger RNA, 3481 nt
Organism: Myotis brandtii (Brandt's bat)
Lineage: Eukaryota; Metazoa; Chordata; Mammalia; Chiroptera; Vespertilionidae
Gene: STXBP6
Product: syntaxin binding protein 6 (amisyn)
Exons: 6
Coding region: 478-1110 (210 amino acids)
Biological process (GO): regulation of SNARE complex assembly; Golgi to plasma membrane transport; exocytosis
Cellular component (GO): plasma membrane; exocyst
Molecular function (GO): phosphatidylinositol-4,5-bisphosphate binding
Source: RefSeq, a predicted model, not a curated record